Messenger RNA from Cryptosporidium muris RN66, 1710 nucleotides. RefSeq lists its product as uncharacterized. Lineage: Eukaryota; Apicomplexa; Conoidasida; Eucoccidiorida; Cryptosporidiidae. Gene Ontology annotation, biological process: proteasome-mediated ubiquitin-dependent protein catabolic process. Gene Ontology annotation, cellular component: nucleus; cytoplasm; GID complex. Gene Ontology annotation, molecular function: ubiquitin-protein transferase activity. The record is from RefSeq and is a predicted model, not a curated record. The transcript has a single exon. The coding region runs from base 1 to 1710 and encodes 569 amino acids.
AUGGAAGAUAUAUUGAAAGAGGCUAUUCAAUUAAAAAUAAAUUCACAAAAAUCUUUUAAUUUAAUUAUAUCUACCUUAGAUAAUACAAUACAAGAACUAAACAAUUUGAAAAUAGAAUUAAAAAAUAAGGUAGAUGUACAAAAUCAAAAUUAUGUAGAAUUCAAUAAUGGAAAUUUUAUUAUUCAAAUAAAUAGUAAUUAUAAUAUAAAUAAUAAAACAAAAUAUAAAAUUGAAAUUUUUUCAAAUUGGACAAAGUCAGAAAUACCAUCUAAAAUUAUAUCUCAAGCUUACAAAAAUUAUUUUUCAGAAUUAUCAAAAUUUGGAAAAUUAAUAGAAAUUAGUUUUAUUGAUGAUAUAGAAAUUGAGGAAUUCUUACAAAAACAUAAUUUAUAUAAUACAAAUAUUGAUGAUAAAUUAUUAGCAGACAUAAUUUCUAUGCACUUUAUACAUUCUGGAUAUUUUGAUUUAAAUGAAGUAUAUUGUAAAGAAUUUAGUAAUUAUAUUAAUAAAAAUAAAGAUAAACAUCAAUUAGUAAAUAAAUGUAUAUAUUCACAAAAUAUUGUACAAGCAUUCAAAAAUCUUACUCAGUAUAUUGAAGAAAUUAAUAAUGGAGAUGUAGAUAAAGCCCUAAUAUGGUUAGAAUCUAUCUUUGAAAAUUUUCAAAAUUACACAAAUUAUAUCAAUAAACAAACAAAUAAUUACUUGGAUAAUAUAGUUAAUGAAUUGGUUAAUACUGAAUAUUUACAAAAAAAAAAAAUUAAAAAUAAUAAUAAAAAUAAACUUAAUCAACUUAAACAAAUUUUACUACAACCUUAUUAUUUAAAAUAUAUUGAACUUCUAUAUGGAUUACAUGAAAUCAAAUUUUGUCAAAUUAUUGAAAAUAAAGAUAUAAAUAAUGCAAUAAAAUAUGCUAAAGAAAAACUUUCUAUUCACUAUAAAUAUAAAUCACAUUCUAUUAAACGUUUGAUAUUAUCAUUAUUAUUUUAUUGUAAAAAUCAAACAUUAACAAAUAAUAUCUUUAAUUUAAAUGAAAAAUAUCCAAAAUUAGAUCAAAUCUUAUCAAAAAAAAAUUAUGAAAAAAUGUCUCAAUUAUUUCGUAUUAUUUAUUCUUCUAUUAUAUUAUUACAAGAUCAAACAAAAUCUACAGAAUCUUUUUAUAAUGAACAUAUCAAUUCUAUAUAUUCAACUAAUAUAAGAAUCCAAGAAUCAAAUAAAAAAAAAAUUAUAAAAUCACCAUAUCUUAAACAAAAUAUAUCAUCUAAUUUAGAUCAAUUAUAUCAUAUGUGGAAUCAAUUACCUUUAAAUUCGCCAUUAACUAUUAUUUUGGCUACUGGUAUUAUUAUUAGUCCUAAAAUACUUGGUUAUAUUAUUACAUCUAAUAAUAAUAAUAUUUUGCCUCCAUUAAGUUUUAUUUUAAAUCAAUCUAGCAAUAUAUAUUCAACAAAUACAAUUCAAACUACAACUACUAUCCUACCAAUUGAAUUUGAUUUAAAUAAAGAAUUUAUAUUUCAUUCAGUACUUAUAUGUACAAUUUCCAAAGAACCUAUGAUAUAUCCUAUAAAUCCUCCAAUUAUGCUUAAUUGUGGACAUGUUAUAUGCUCAAAAUGUUUACAAAAAAUUUCAACAUAUAAAAAUCGAGACUUUUUUAAAUGUCCAAUAUGCCCUAGUAAAAUGUUAUUAAGUGAUACAAAACCAAUUUUUAUUAUAUAA